Molecule: messenger RNA, 2178 nt
Organism: Trypanosoma grayi
Lineage: Eukaryota; Euglenozoa; Kinetoplastea; Trypanosomatida; Trypanosomatidae
Product: RNA pseudouridylate synthase
Exons: 1
Coding region: 1-2178 (725 amino acids)
Biological process (GO): pseudouridine synthesis
Molecular function (GO): pseudouridine synthase activity; RNA binding
Source: RefSeq, a predicted model, not a curated record
AUGCACCAGGUUCGUGGGCUCGUGCGCCGAUCAUCCGCUCCAGCACUGCGUCUGCUGGAGAAGCGUAUCGUGCCACACGAUGUGACCACCUGCUUCGUGGGGGCUGCCUUUGUGGAUGGCGAGGGUGUGCGCGCUGGUGUUCAACUACUCCAUCCCUCCGCGCUGCUGCAGUUGUUGGAGGACAUGCCCAAGUCGGAAGCCCUCCUCAGUGUGCGGGAGGCAAAGAAGGCGGUGUUGGCGUCAGGGGACGCUGCGCCACCUCAUGCCGCACUGCGCGCAACUAGCUCCUCGCUAUGCGUCAAGUACACCACCCCGUACACCAUUGCAGAGCUGCGCCGCCGCCAGUUGCGAUUCCUCGCAAAGACGGAGGGCCGGCUGAUGGCGCACGACCUCCCCGUCGUGGAAGCCUUCACACAGGGUUUACUGGCAAGAACUAAUUCGGGGCAGCAGCAGCACCAGCAGCAAAAAGGAGAACCACAACAUGAGGCUUUUCACCCCGAGGAAGUUGUGGUGUACCGCGGUAUCGUGGAGGAGUUGGCCAGGAUAAAUCCCCCUGCUGCGCUCGCGCUAGCGAUAAACAGAAAACUGCCCUCCCUUGGUAGCGGUGCAAGCGCGGCGCUGGCACAAUUGGUUAGCCUCGACAAAUCAGCGGCUCUGCUGUCGUUCCUUGAAGGCUUUGCAGAGAAGGAUGAGAUGUCUACAGCGUCAGAAACGUGUGCAACGCAGGUGGCAAUACGCUUGCGCAACAAGCUGUGGGAACUACGAGAGGCGAGUCCAACUGACCCCACAAAGGCGCUGCUGGGCGAUUCACUCGCAGUGGCGUGCCGCUUCAACGUGGAUCCCGGUGCGGUGUUUCCAACAGACGCCGGCGCAAUCCAGCGCUGGAGCUCACAGUUUCUGCAGGAUAGUAUGUGGCCGAUGGAGCGUGCGGCAGUCAUCUCUGACAUUGUGCGUCGCAAGCAGUUGAUGCCGCGACGAGUGUCGCUCGAUUGCCUCAGCAGCUGGUGUCUCAACGACCUGGAGCGACCCUGGCUCUCCGGAUUGUUGGGCACCUGUCAGAAUGAGGCGAUGACGAACAGUCCGAUGGAGUCGGUGUACCGCUCGGCGCUUGCGUGCGCGCUGAAAGAACCGAAGCGGUACCUGGUGGACAGCCGGCUGCUGCAGCAGUACGCGGCUUUGCUGAGGGGCGGUGACAUGGAGCCCACACAUCCCAGUUUCGCACACUUCAUCGAGGAAUGUGGAGAGUGCCACGACGACACCGAGAGGCCGGCAGAGCUGAGCUUUCUGCUGCAAGUGACACAGGGGACUGUCAUGGAUGCGUUGGUGGCGCUCGCCCCGCAGUGUUCCUACUGGCGCACACUACUCUCAAUGAAACAGGAUGGCAACGAGGCAUUUGUCGCCCCUCAGGGGCAUGUGCGUGUGACAGUGAAACUUCCGCGUGUGCACGAGUGUGUUGAGGCGGCGAUGCGCACAGCGGGGGCAUCCUCGUCCUUGUGCCUGUCAGUCCUCUACGAGGACGAAGACCUAGUUGUCUUUAAUAAACCGCCGCAUAUGGCUACAUCCCGACACGCCCUCAGCUGCACUCAACUGGGAGACGCGACGGUGACUGAUAUUGUCUCACUGGUGCUUGCGUCGCCAGAGCGUGGGCGCGUUGUGCGUGGUGUAUUCCGCCAGGGCCAGGUACACCGCCUUGACACGGAGACAAGCGGUUGCCUCAUCAUGGCAAAAAGCGACUGCGCGGCGACCUCGCUGCGCCAUCAGAUGGGGACGAGUGCAGCGUAUGCACAGAAUAACAAAGUCUACCUCGCUCUGUGUGCGGUGCUGGAGCCAGAUCUUUCACGUAUCCCAUUGCAAGGUGUGCUGCGGGACCCGUUAGACGUGAAAAUCACCACGCGGUAUCGUGUUGUGCGCUUCUUCCGGCAGUCACGUGUCGCCCUUGUGGAGUGCCGUAUCCAGCAGGGUAAGAAGCAUCAGAUACGGCGUCACCUUGCAACAGCGGGGUUGCCGAUUCUGCAGGAUCUUGAUCACGGUGGGGCGGCAUGCUGUACGCCUGUCAUUCAGCGUGUGGCUCUGCACGCCGCCGCUCUUACAAUUGUGCACCCACGCACUGCUAACGUCAUCACAUUUGUUGCGCCGCUGACGGCGGACUUUCAGGAGGCCAUCCGUCAACUCAAGUGA